Messenger RNA from Hypomesus transpacificus, 1386 nucleotides. Its product is annotated as sentan-like. NCBI's taxonomy places the organism in Eukaryota, Metazoa, Chordata, Actinopteri, Osmeriformes, Osmeridae. Bases 22 to 423 code for a protein of 133 amino acids. The record is from RefSeq and is a predicted model, not a curated record. The transcript has 4 exons.
CAUAAAUCCAAGUCGAUAAUAAUGGGUGGAUCACCAUCAACGGCAAAGAAUACCAGCAAAACAAUGGUAACUACAACUUCCAACAACUCACGAAAAAGGGUGGUAACAGAGAAACAGCUAUCCUCCAUUGAAGCUCUGGUUGGUUCUGUUGACUUGGAAAGGGCUGUGGCCACCAUAGUUCUGGUUUUCUACACCUCAGAGCGGGAUGGCAGACUCAGCAGAGCUGGGGUCCGGGACCUGUUACUGACACACUUCCAGGCCUUCACCAGGGGUCAAGAGAUUAAACCAAAAUACAAGGAGAUCUUUGGGGAGUUGGAGGCAGAUGGAGAAAAGAAGAUCGGUCUGGAAGACUUCCUGCUUUUCAUCAUCAGUCUCACUGUCACAUCCGAUCUGCUUCCAGAUAUCCAUAGAGCUGCACUGUAAAAUCACCCAAAGGAGCCACCGGAUCAGGAGUCUGAUCCGAUUCUAUAUUCAGAUAUCCUAAAUUUGGAGAUUGCAUUUUAAAAUGAGUGUCAAUGUAGCUUUGGCUUUCACUUUAUGUUCCUCGAUGAUGUUACAAUAUUUAAAGGGACAAUUCCUGUCUUACAGUAACAUGUAAAAACAAAAGCAUGAUGUCUGUUAGACCAAGAGGGAAAUGCCUUUGCUUUGCAUGCCAACGUAGGCCUCGAACAUUAGAGCAGUGGUUCUCAACUGGUCUAAUCUCAGGACCCUCAUUUGGCCUUGGUCAUUAAGUCACAACACAAAAAUAAUUGAAUUUCCGAACCAUUAUAAUUUAUUUCACAAAAUAAAUCGUGCAGUAAUCAUUUGUGUUCGAGACGCACAUUUCAAAAUAAAAGCGCACCAUCGUACGUUUGGUAACUACCUUCGGUAAAGAAAAGUUUGACCUUUUAAAUGACCCUGUCUGUGACCCUCUCCACUCCAGCUCGCGUCGGGGCCCACCAGUUGAGAAACACGGCCUUAUAGUCCAGUCAUGUUAAGCCAAAAUGCUGGUCAACCUAAGACAAAUUGCAACAGAAGCAAACUCAACUGAUUUUGUAUCCUCAAUGUGUCCUGCAAGGAAAAAAGCCCUGAAGAAUCCCAUGAGGGGAAAGUUUCGAAAAAGACCCAAAUAUAGCCUAUUCAUACGCCUAUUCAUUAUUUUUCUCAUGUGAAUAGGCUAAAACUUGUAACCUUUAGAUAUCACUAUGAAAAUUACUGAGUUGAUUACUGUAAGACAAACAAAAACUGUAUUAAUAAUAAAUAAAUAAAAAUUGGGGGUAACAUGAUCAAACGCUGCAUAAUAAUGUUUGUGGGUAGACUUGGGUUCCAUUCAGACCUUAACAUUAAGGCUGUGUCUACUACCGCGCACUUUACAAAGUAGCCUACACUGCAAUACAGUGCACUGCA